This is a messenger RNA of Cordyceps militaris CM01, 1779 nucleotides long. RefSeq lists its product as uncharacterized. Bases 1 to 1779 code for a protein of 592 amino acids. Lineage: Eukaryota; Fungi; Ascomycota; Sordariomycetes; Hypocreales; Cordycipitaceae. The transcript has a single exon. The record is from RefSeq and is a predicted model, not a curated record. Gene Ontology annotation, molecular function: zinc ion binding; nucleic acid binding.
AUGGCCGCGGAAGAACAAAUACCCGGCGAUGUUAUUAGCAUCGGGGGAAGCGACAGUGAAGCAGAUAUCAGCCACGUCGAAAAGCGAUCAUUAGCUGAUGUUGAUGGUGACAACGGCGAGGAGAACCAGCCCUCUCACCCUUUCAAGCGCGCCAAAUUCAGCCGUCCAUCGCUUAGCAGCAACGCAAGCAAGGCGUCCGAGGAGGGCGAAAUAGAAGAGAGCUUUUCAAAGUCCGUCGGCAGCCAAUCUGGGCAUUCAGACAGCCAGCUGAUCGCCAAGUCGUUUGUUCCUUCGGACCCGCCACUCUUCGAAACCGAUGCCGUCACUCUGAGGCUGCCAGCGCUCUCAAGGAAAAAGGAAGGCUCGUGGGUGGAGCGCGUCUCGGACUGGACCAAUGUUUUGUGCACAAUCAACUUUGAUCACGUGGCCGAGAUCAAGCCGCCGACGGUUGUAUCGGCCUUUGGUCAAUACAUUGACGUUUACAGCGGCUUGAAACCAGCGAAAAAGAGGACGGCGAAGCAGACUGUCCGCGCCAUGGAGGAGUCAGGCAAGAUUUCCGUCAUCAUUGCCGGUGCCAAGCCGCCACUCCCUACGCCUGUUCAACGGGCAGGCGGGGUGCAAGAUGGCGAGGUUGUCAACUCACCGGAAUACGAUCCGAGUGACUCUAUUGUGCAGGAAAGCGGCCAGCUUGCCAACGGUCAGACAAAUGGUGCUGCUAUAACCAAGAAUGGUAUACCAUUACCCACAGCAGAACAGACAGCGGAACAGCGUCGAUAUUUUCCUUCUGCGGAAAUUGGUGUUCACAUGUGCGUUCUGUGUGGCGGCAAAGGCCACGUCGCUGACGCCUGCAGCCACACGAAAUGUAAGUUCUGCGGAGAAACCGGCCACUGGGCAUUUAGCUGCAAAGCCAUACCAGCCAGAUGCGGGAAAUGCCGACAACUUGGCCACGACACUUCGUCCUGCGUGGAGAAGCUGGCCCUCACAAAGGACGAGGGCCUGGCCUGUGCCUACUGCUCGAUGGAGCAUCAUCUUGAAGGUGAGUGUACAGAGCCUUGGCGAUCAUUCCACGCCGAGGGAGACACCGUGCUGCGAGUCAUUGCUAUUCAGGCGUCUUGCGCUGUAUGUGGUUCGCGAAACCACUUUGCAUCGGACUGCUCCCAAAGGGGCGAUCGGCCUUUUAAUCCAUCGUGGACACUUCGAAACCGAGACAUCUAUGUAGAUGCCAACUGCGGCAACGAGUCCAUUGAAGAGGCCGCCAGUCUGCACCCUGGUGCGAAACCCAAAACGGGCCGACAACAAGCGAAGACGGCACGCGGACCUUCCUCGCGCACGCUAAAUGUGCACUACUCCGAGAGCGACGACUCUGAUGCGGACCUGCUCAGCCACCGGGCCGCACCGCGACAGGGACGGCUACCGCUGGGCCGCAUGCAAAUGUCGACCAACAUCCAGAUGCCUGCUACGCUCGGAGGCCACAUGGUCCAGCCGCCGCUUCCACCGGGACCUCCUCCUCCUAUACCACCCCCUCCACCGAGACACAACCCGCCACGCCAACCUCCGCCUCCAGGCACGUCGAGCUACAGUAGAAACCCGCGUGGACCGCCGCCUUCACUGCCCGCCAAGCCGCCAGCGUCGCGGAACAACCGCGGGCUCCCGCCGCCUCCACCGCCGCCAUCUAGAGGCCGUGGUGGCGGCCGUGGACGGGGUGGUCCCACACGUGGUCGGGGCAGUCGUGGAGGCGGAGGCGGAGGCGGCAGUGGACGAGGGCGGGGACGGCGAUGA